Tarenaya hassleriana is the source of this 3340-nucleotide messenger RNA. RefSeq names its product pentatricopeptide repeat-containing protein At1g79540. Gene Ontology annotation, molecular function: protein binding. The record is from RefSeq and is a predicted model, not a curated record. NCBI's taxonomy places the organism in Eukaryota, Viridiplantae, Streptophyta, Magnoliopsida, Brassicales, Cleomaceae. The coding region runs from base 416 to 2845 and encodes 809 amino acids. The transcript has 2 exons.
UAUUGAACUGGGAUGGAGCUUUUUAACUCGGCGUUCUCGACCGGUUCACCGGUAUAGUUUUGUUCCGUUCUCAAAAUUCUAAUGGCCAAAAACCCUGGUCCGGAGUAGUCUGCCGCCACGCCAUCUCCUUUCUCGGUGGCAGCUUCCGAUCGAAUCGAGCAACAGUCCUAGACGGAGAAAUCGUCGAAACCUCCGACCCUUCAGAUUCUUGUAUCAUUUCUGGGCUUUUUAUUCUUCGUUGCUUUCUCGGCUACCAAACAGGCGAUGAAGGCUGCAAUUUUGCAUCUCUGCUCGUCUCAACCAAGAACUGGUGUUUUGCAUCUAUCAGGUUUCAAAACCCAUACAGAAUCCCAGUUUAUGGAUCUAUGAAAUCCCCAACAAUGACAUUCGAUUUCUCGUUCAGUUGGCAUCUGAAAUGAGAUUGCAGCACAUGUUCCUUCGUUCAGUCGCUCAGUUCUCUUCCAAGCCGCCAUGGAUUCAUCGCUCCUGCAGCUCAGGAAACACAGACUUUAGUAUUUCUGGUGAAGUCGUCAGUAUCCUAGCUAAGGCGAAACCGAUAGAACCCGCUUUGGAGCCGCUUGUACCGUUUCUCUCGCCGAAAAUCAUCGCAUCGGUGAUCAAAGAACAGCGAAAUCGGCAACUGGGUUUCCGUUUCUUUAUCUGGGCGUCGAAGAAAGAGCGUCUCCGAAGCCGAGAAUCCCUGAGUUUGGUCAUCGACAUGCUUUCUGGAGAGGACGGGUGCGAUCUGUACUGGCAGACAUUGGAGGAGCUAAAAAAUGGCGGCGUUUCAGUCAAUUCGUAUUGUUUCUUCGUCCUGAUCUCGGCUUAUUCCAAGAUGGGCAUGACAGAAAAGGCCGUGGAGUCGUUCGGAAGGAUGAAGGAAUUCGAUUGCAGACCCGAUGUCUUCACGUACAAUGCGAUUCUGCGGGUGCUGAAGCAAAAGAAGGUUUUUUUGUUAGCUUUAGCUGUAUACAACGACAUGCUCAAGUGUAAUUGUUCCCCAAAUCUGUUCACAUUUAGUAUCAUGAUGGACAUUUUGCGCAAGGGAAGUAUGAUGGAUGAUGCGCUCAAAAUGUUCGACGAAAUGACCCACAGAGGUAUUUUGCCAAAUAGGGUUAUCUAUACCAUUGUCUUUCAAGGCUUGUGUCAGAUAAAAAGAGCUGAUGAAGCUCAUAAGCUGUUCCAUAAGAUGAAAGAGGAGGAGGGUUCUUCCCCGGAUUCCGUGGCUCACAAUGCUCUGCUCGAUGGCUUCUGCAAAUUAGGUAAGAUGGACGAGGCGUUUGAACUGUUACAGAUGUUUGAGAAAGAUGGUUUUGUGCUUGACCUACGAGGGCAUAGCAGUUUGAUUGAUGGGCUAUUCAGAGCUAAGCGAUACGCUGAGGCAUAUUCCUUGUACAAAAAGAUGCUCGAGAAGAAUAUCAAACCCGACGUUGUUUUGUACACGAUAUUGAUUCAAGGAUUAUCCAAAGCCGGGCAGGCUAAGGAUGCAUUGGAGAUGUUACAUGAGAUGCCAAGAAGAGGCAUUGUCCCGGAUACAUAUUGCUAUAACGCUGUUAUAAAGGGUCUCUGUGAAGUUGGUCUCUUGGAGGCGGCUCGGUCCCUUAAGCUCGAGAUCUCGGAAAACGACUGCUUCCCCGAUGCUUGCACUUACACAAUUCUCAUUUGCAGUAUGUGCAGGAAUGGGCUGGAUAGCAAAGCUGAGGAAAUUUUCAACGAGAUGGAGCAGAAAGGUUGUCACCCUUCAGUUUUCACGUUCAAUGCUCUGAUAGACGGGUUGUGCAAGUCCAGAAAGCUAAAUAAAGCUCUACGUUUGUUCCAUAAAAUGGAGGUGGAGGUCGGGAAACAUCCGUCAUUGUUUCUCCGGCUUUCGUAUGGUGGCAACUUGGGUCAUGACCGUUCCAGCAUAAACAGCAUGGUGGAACAAUAUUGCGAAUCUGGUUUGAUCCUCAAGGCAUACAGGAUCCUGGAGCAGCUAGCCGAGACCAGGAAUCCCGACAUUGUAACUUACAACAUUCUGAUAAAUGAGUACUGCAAGUCCGGCAAUAUAGACGGAGCCCUCAAGCUGAUUCAGGAGCUCAAAGGAAAAGGGUUGUUCCCCGAUAGUGUCACUUACGGAACUCUCAUCAAUGGCCUUCAGAGAGUUGGAAGAGAAGAAGAUGCUUUUGUGUUAUUCCAUAAGAACAGCGGUAUUAUACAGAGUCCCGAGAUUUACAGGUCGCUCAUGACAUGGUCGUGCCGGAGGAAGAAGAUUUCGGUGGCUUUUAAUCUCUGGUUGAAGUACCUAAGGGAAACAACUAGGGUGGACGAUGAAGAAGUGAAAGAGAUUGAGCAAUGUUUCGAGGAAGGGGACUUGGAGAAAGCGGCGAAAGGGUUGAUCCGUUUGGAUAUCGGACUAAAGGAGUUGGGUUUAGGACCUUACACAAUAUGGCUGAUCGGGUUAUGCCAAUCCGGGAAGUUCAAAGAGGCGAUGGAAGUAUUCUCUUUUUUGAGGGAGAGGAAGAUCAUUGUCACGGCCCCGAGCUGUGUCAAGUUGAUUCAUGGCCUCUGCAAAAGAGGCGAGCUUGACACUGCAGUAGAAGUGUUCUCAUACACUCUAGAGAAUGGAUUCAAGCUAAUGCCCAGAGUAUGUGAUUACCUCCUCAGGUCUCUCCUACUCUGUGAAGACAAAAAGGAGUUGGCUUUUGAACUAAUGAACAGAAUGAGAGUAGCAGGUUAUGAUGUGAAGUCGAUGAUCCGAGCUAGGACCAGGCAGGUUUGGCUCGAUUGUAGGGGUAAGAGGGUCAAGUCACAUGCCUCGUAUGGUCAUGAGGACACGGCGGAAAUGGAGAAUGCAUCGCCCGGAUAAGGUAGGUCCUCGGAUUGAGACAAAAGGGUUUGCAGGACUUGCCUCCAUUGACGGGUCGGGGUCAAGAAAAUGACUAGCAGAGAAGGAGAUUUCGAAAUGCUGUUCAUGUCAUUUGGUAAAGAAGACAGGGAAUCCCCAACCGAAGAGGAUGAUUGUUGUUAACUGAGGCUCCAUGGGAAGAGAUCAAAGCCGAGCAGGGAGAUGUAAUGUAACACAGGUGUGGUGAUGGUGAUGAUUAUGAAGAUUAAGUGUUGCAGGACAUUCAAACGGCUGUUUCGAAUAUGACACGUGGCACCUCGAGGUGUCGGCUCAGUAUCUGGCCGGAUAUUCCCGCUGGCGAAGCUAAUAUAAAUGAUGACGUCAUUUUCCGGCGUGUGGGUGAAAAUUAGUUGCUUUGCUCCGCAGCUCAUGUUUAUUUCGGUAAUUAAUAACUCACGAAUCCAAAUUUUCACUAGAUCUCAAUUAAAACCUCCAUUGGGUUCCAAUAUUUCCAGA